AUCAGUCCAAGGCUGAGGAAGCAAGAGCAGUCGACACAGGUCGAGGAGCACGGCGAGACCAUGGCAGAGACAUCCAUCUUUGAGGUCGCGAGGCAGACGCACGAGGAGGUGGAGCGCUACGAGCAGGCCGUAGCCGACGUGCUGGGCUCGUCUGCCGCGGGCCACAAGGAGCAGCUGAAGCGGGCGCACCAGGCGUCGGACCUGCUCGACCGCAUCGUCUCGCGCAGUGCCUUUCUCGACAACUUCUAUCGCGACGUCGCGGGCGAGCGGGCGCGCGAGAUGGAGGCCAUUGGUCCGUCGAGCUCCGACGACGCCAUGUCCGAGUUCUACGACCGGCUGGCCAAGGUCAAGGACUACCACAAGCGCUACCCCGGCGCCUCCGCCGACGCCUUCCAGGUCGACUUUAGCGCGCUCGAGGGCACAGGCUCGGCGGCCGAGGCUGCAGCCGGCCUGGACUUUGUCGACCGCAUGUUCAGCGGCGAGGAGGCUGCCGGUCGCUUCCUGGACGUCUAUGUGCACCACGACGCGUUCCUCAACCUUAAGGGCGUGCGGCGGAUCAGCUACCUGCAGUACAUUGACAUUCUCGACAAGAUUGCCGGCGACGGCUCGCGGAUACCAGACGAGACGAAACGCACCGAGGGCUACCGGAGAUACCUGCGCGACCUGCAGGCCUACCUCCUGGCCUUUCUCCGAAAGACGCGGCCGCUGCAGGACAUUGACAUGCUCGAGCUGACGACGCUGGCGACGUUUGAAGACGACUGGGACAAUGGCAGACUGGCCGGCUGGGAGGACGGCGGGGAGCGCAUCUUUGGAGCACCCGCGCGGGCAGCGCCGUCGAAGCCCAGCGGCGACGGCAUCUGGUGCGAGGCCUGCGCGCGGUCGUUUGCCAAGCAGACCGUCUUUGACGCGCACCUCCAGGGCGCCAAGCACACCAAGGCCGCCCAGAGACUCGCAAACGGGGGCGCAACUGGACAAUCGACGUCCGGGGCCGCGCAGGGCAGUGGCGCUGCCCGGGGCGACGACGAGGCGGGCCAGGUGGAGCAGGCGAAGCGGCGGGCAAAGGCAAAGGCGAUGGCCCGCGACGAGGCGCUGAUCCAGGCUGCGGGGAGGGAGCUGCUGGCGACGCGGGCCGAGACGCGGGCCAAUGUCGAGCGCCGGGCGGCACUGACUGAAAAGGAGCGCCAGGCCGAGGCUGACGAAGCUGGCGGCGACGAGCGACCACGCGGCGGCGACCGGGGACAGACGAGCGGCGGCGGCGGCGGCGGCGAUGGCGAUGACGACGAUGACGACGACGACGAAGGGCGCCUCUACAACCCGCGCCGGCUGCCCCUCGGCUGGGACGGCAAGCCGAUUCCCUACUGGCUGUACAAGCUGCACGGCCUCGGCGUCGAGUUCAAGUGCGAGAUCUGCUCCGACUACGUCUACCAGGGCCGCAAGAACUUUGAGCGACACUUUUCCGAGUCGCGGCACGCAUUUGGCAUGCGUGCCCUCGGCCUGCCCAACACCAAGCACUUCUACGAGAUCACGCGCAUCGAGGAUGCCCUUGCCCUCGCCGAGAAGCUCAAGAAGCAGGGCAAGGCCGUGGCCGACGAGCAGGGCGACGCAGAAGAAGUCGAGGACGAGCACGGCAAUACCUACACGAAAAAGACGUACGAGCUGCUGAAGCGCCAGGGCCUCAUCUAGUGCUGCUGCGGUGUGUCAAUGUAAUACUAUUAUUUUUGAA
Messenger RNA from Acaromyces ingoldii, 1723 nucleotides. RefSeq lists its product as hypothetical. NCBI's taxonomy places the organism in Eukaryota, Fungi, Basidiomycota, Exobasidiomycetes, Exobasidiales, Cryptobasidiaceae. The record is from RefSeq and is a predicted model, not a curated record. Bases 61 to 1683 code for a protein of 540 amino acids. Gene Ontology annotation, cellular component: nucleus; spliceosomal complex. Gene Ontology annotation, biological process: mRNA splicing, via spliceosome. The transcript has 4 exons. Gene Ontology annotation, molecular function: zinc ion binding; RNA binding.